CCAUUUUUGUUAUAAUUUUUCCUUUCAAUCCAAAAUGUUUCGAAAAAUAAUAUCUAGAAAUUAUUCGUGUUGUAAUAAAAAGGAUUUUCGAUUAGAGAAAAUGGGAAGUCUUACAAGAAAUGUUACUUCAAAGUAACGCAUUGCUUGUUUGAUAUGGAUGGGACUGUUUUGAAUUCUGAAGUUAUUUACCAUAAAAUGAUAAAGGAAAUAUGCGAAAAAUAUAACAGAGUAUAUACAAAAGAUUUACAAGUCAGGAUGUACGGUGUAACUGAUAGACAAAUUUGUGAAACUAUAGUCAAUGAAUUGAAAAUGCCGAUAUCCAUUAAUGAAUUUGAAAAGCAAUUGGGAGAUUUAGCUGAGAAAUUGUUGCCGAGUGCGCCGUUACAAAAAGGAGCAGAACGUCUUCUAACUCAUCUCCACGACAGCAAGAUUCCAACGGCGUUAGCGACGAAUUCAACUGAGCAAGCGGUUAGACUUCAUGCUACGGCCAGACCGAAGCUGUUUGGUUUAUUUCAUCACAAAGUAAGCGUGACAGAUCCAGAAGUGUCCCGAGGGAAGCCAAAACCUGACAUAUACCUGGUGGCAGCAUCCAGAUUUCCUGAUAAGCCGAAACCGAAACAGUGUCUUGUAUUUGAAGAUUCAUCAGUUGGUGUGACGUCAGCGGUAGAAGCAGGAAUGCAGGUAGUCAUGAUCCCUGACUCACGUCUCGAUCGAGAACACACACGUCACGCGACAAUCGUCAUCAAAUCUCUAAUGGACUUCCAACCAGAGCUAUUUGGUCUACCGCCAUUUGAUGAUACUCCCAGACGAUACAGCAGAAUUGAAGAAAAUCCACCGUAAUUCAGUAGGCUAUUCUGUAAGAGCAAACUCGAUCACCGCGGAAAACAGUCGUAAAAUGUCAGAAAGUGAUACGCGACAUUGAACAUAACAAUAAUAAUAUUUCAAGAGUACACGCAUCAAAAUUGUAUAUCAACAUAAGUCGGCUGUCGACAUUUCACUUGUGAGUAAUGAAGUGAGCUAUUACAGAAUAGCAAUGCAUUUCUAGAGUGUGUUUAAAACGAAAAUUAAACUACUGCGUUAUAGAAGUGUCAAGUAAUGUUAACUCUUUCAUUUCUGUGUGCCAAGUGCGUGUUUUCUUACUUAUUCGAUAACUUUGACGUUAACAAUUUGUAUAGUAUUGCGGUAAUUGUCACUAGAUGGCGCUGUUUUCAUUUUAUAAAAAUAGCAAUUAACGUCAAUCGAAUAAGUAAAAAUCACUAAUCGCACUGUUAAAAGCGUGUUAACGUAAACAACAUUUUAAGAACAUUGUUACCACGCCUUAAUCGAUAUAUUGAAAUUAUGAAACCUACAAUGAUAUUUAUUGUUGAUUUACAGUUGAUUUUUAUAAAGA
Nymphalis io (European peacock) is the source of this 1390-nucleotide messenger RNA. RefSeq names its product probable pseudouridine-5'-phosphatase. Gene Ontology annotation, molecular function: phosphatase activity. The record is from RefSeq and is a predicted model, not a curated record. NCBI's taxonomy places the organism in Eukaryota, Metazoa, Arthropoda, Insecta, Lepidoptera, Nymphalidae. The transcript is spliced from 7 exons. The coding region runs from base 154 to 840 and encodes 228 amino acids.